UAUAGGUGUAAUGAGAUAUUUCGUCCGUUACUGGCAUGUGCGGGUCUUUCAUCGAUCUUCAGCGUUCUGAAUCGUAAUAGAAAGCUCAAAUCUCUUAUUAGAAACGAGAAAUUAUUUAGAAGGACCGGAGGUUAUUCCAUUUUCAAAAUAACCUUAUGUGGUAACGUCGGAGUCAGAUGGAAAGUGAUAGAGUUUUCGAUUAGGUCGACAUUUUUUGCACCGAGUGUGAGGUGUAGAUCUCUUGAGUGCAAGCUUUGCAUUGCGCGAGUGUCACGGGGUGUACUCAGUAGGUGGUCUGUUCUGUUUCUCUACGGCAGUUUCGCACGUUGUUUGAUAUUGUCUUAAAAAUGGCUGCCGUAUUGGAUGAAGUCGGCAAAUCUGCUGAGAAAUUGGUAGACGAGGAAAAGAAUGAACUAGUCCAAGAGGAGGACGAGGGUGGUGCAUCCGAAGCUUCUAAGAAGAAGAAGAAGAAGAAAAAGAAGAAGAAAGCUGGUGCUGGUGAAGCUAGUGCAGAUAUUCCAGAAGGAGAAGAUCCUAAAGAUGAAAAUAAAGCAGCUGAAGGUCCUUCUGAAGCUACUGAAAAUGGAGGAGAACCUGAAGAGGCUAAAAAAAAGAAAAAGAAACGUAAACCACGUGGAAAAGGUGCUGGGAUCAAACAGCAAACAAAUCCCCCAUCGAUUCCAGUCUCUGACUUAUUCCCAGAUGGGAAUUAUCCUGAAGGACAGAUAAUGGAUCAUCCUUCCACAGGUCGAGUAGAUGAUAGAACAGCCAAAGAUCGUUUUACCAGUGAGGAAGCUCGUGCCCUGGACAGGAUGCACAAUGAUAUUUAUAAUGAAGCAAGACAAGCAGCUGAAGCUCAUCGUCAAACAAGACAGCAUAUUAAGAACUGGGUGAAACCAGGCAUGACCAUGAUUGAAAUCUGUAAUGAACUGGAAGACACUGCCCGCAAACUCAUUGGCGAGGAUGGUCUUAAGGCUGGACUGGCUUUCCCAACAGGAUGUUCUAGAAAUCAUUGUGCUGCUCAUUACACUCCUAACGCAGGCGACACAACAGUUUUACAGUACGACGACGUAACCAAAAUUGACUUUGGUACUCAUAUUAAUGGUCGUAUCAUCGAUUGCGCAUUCACCUUGGCAUUUAAUCCAAAAUAUGAUAAGUUAAUUGAAGCUGUACGAGAUGCCACAAAUACUGGCAUUAAAGCUGCAGGAAUUGAUGUUCCACUAUGUGAAAUCGGUGCGGCCAUUCAGGAGGCCAUGGAAUCCUAUGAAAUUGAGUUAAAUGGAAAAACUUAUCAGGUGAAAUCCAUACGAAACUUAAACGGGCACUCAAUCGCACCGUAUCGCAUUCAUGCCGGGAAGACAGUGCCGAUCGUGAAAGGUGGUGAAGCCACAAGAAUGGAGGAAAAUGAAUUUUACGCUAUCGAAACUUUCGGCUCUACAGGGAAGGGAGUCGUGCACGAUGACCUGGACUGUUCUCAUUAUAUGAAAAGCUUUGAUGCUGGAUUUGUCCCUCUACGACUUCAAAGUAGCAAGUCUCUUCUGAACACGAUCAACAAACAUUUCAGUACUUUGGCAUUUUGCAAACGUUGGCUAGACCGUGUGGGUUGUACGAAAUACCAAAUGGCGUUGAAGGAUCUCUGCGAUAAGGGAGCAGUGGAGCCUUAUCCACCUUUGGUAGACAUCAAAGGAUGUUACACCGCCCAAUUCGAGCAUACCAUUGUUUUACGUCCAACUUGCAAGGAAGUCAUUUCCCGUGGUGAUGAUUAUUAAAUACCUGCCCAAAUAUAAAAGAUCAUUUGAUUGCAAAGCAACUUUACUGUCAUGGCGAUUGGGCAUUUCGCUAUAUAUCCAAAGGCAUGUGGCAUGAGGGACGAAUCUUAUAAUAAAUUGCGUAUUACAGUUUAACCAUUCUGUCCAGUGUCAUUGUUCAUCCAUGAUGAUUAAGGAAUGAGUUUCAGUACUGUUAAGAGCUCAGUAUAUUAAUGCCAGCAUUUAAAAACAAUCGCUCUGGCAUUGAAGUUGAACCACAGGACCCAUCUUUGAACCUUUCGGAAAAGUGUUUCUUUUUAAAUAUAUUUCUGCAAAUAC
This is a messenger RNA of Cephus cinctus (wheat stem sawfly), 2087 nucleotides long. It is a transcript of the gene und, whose product is annotated as methionine aminopeptidase 2. The record is from RefSeq and is a predicted model, not a curated record. The transcript is spliced from 6 exons. Gene Ontology annotation, molecular function: metalloaminopeptidase activity. Lineage: Eukaryota; Metazoa; Arthropoda; Insecta; Hymenoptera; Cephidae. Gene Ontology annotation, biological process: proteolysis. The coding region runs from base 348 to 1769 and encodes 473 amino acids.